This is a messenger RNA of Phragmites australis (common reed), 2067 nucleotides long. RefSeq names its product rop guanine nucleotide exchange factor 7-like. The record is from RefSeq and is a predicted model, not a curated record. The transcript has 7 exons. The coding region runs from base 325 to 1908 and encodes 527 amino acids. NCBI's taxonomy places the organism in Eukaryota, Viridiplantae, Streptophyta, Magnoliopsida, Poales, Poaceae. Gene Ontology annotation, molecular function: guanyl-nucleotide exchange factor activity.
CCCAUCGGCCAACAGACUAGCCAAGCUUUUUUAAGCCCCCGCCCUCGUCCUCUCCUCCUCUCUCUCCUCUGCUCCGCGCCCGAGACCGAAACGCCGAGAGGAACCCGCACAAACCACUCUCACUCACCGCGCGCCAACCGACGCCCUCGCCUCGUCGCACGCGAAGCUAGCUGCUGAGGCCGCGCGCGCUCGGGGCCGGCCGAGGAACGGAGCAGCAGAGGGUCUGCACGGUACACGACACCCCCCGCGCGCGCGCGUACGGGCACGUGUUGGUACUUGACACUUGCUGGCUCGACGACGCCUGAUAGACCAGGCGGCCGCGGGAUGGGGAGCGAGGCCGCGUUCACGGACUCGGCCGACGGGAGCAGCUCCAGCUCCGACGCCGCCUCCACCGAUGAGUGGCCGCCAGCGGCGACUAGGAAGCCGGGCUUCUGCGCCUCCGACACCGAGGUGGCCAAGCAGCAACACAAGCACAAGCGCAGAGCAGCCUCAGAGAUGGAGAUGAUGAAGGAGAGGUUCGCGAAGCUGCUCCUCGGCGAGGACAUGUCUGGGAGCGGCAAGGGCGUCUGCACGGCGCUUGCCAUCUCCAACGCCAUUACCAACCUCUGCGCCACGAUCUUCGGUCAGCUGUGGAGGCUGGAGCCGCUCCCGCCGGAGAAGAAGGCCAUGUGGCGGCGGGAGAUGGACUGGCUGCUCUGCGUUAGCGACCACAUCGUCCAAUUGGUCCCCACGUGGCAAUCCUUCCCCGACGGAACCAGACUCGAGAUCAUGACAACUAGACCACGGUCUGAUUUAUACAUCAAUCUUCCAGCGCUUCGGAAGCUCGAUCAUAUGCUCCUGGAAAUCCUGGACAGCUUCAAAGACCCAGAGUUCUGGUAUGUCGACCAAGGUAUUGCUGCACCGGAUUGCGAUGGCUCCGCCUCCUUCAGGGCGGCUUUCCACCGCCGUGAUGAGAAAUGGUGGCUCCCGGUGCCUCGCGUGCCUCCUGGGGGCCUUAGCGACAAAACAAGGAAGCAACUGCAGCAUAAACGUGAUUGUGCAAAUCAAAUAUUGAAGGCUGCCAUGGCCAUCAACAGCAAUGCUUUAGCUGAGAUGGAGGUCCCUGAAUCGUACCUCGACUCCCUACCUAAGAAUGGAAGGGCCACCUUGGGCGACAUCAUACACCGCUACAUAACGUCUGAUCAAUUCUCCCCUGAGUGUCUUCUUGACUGCCUGGACCUGUCCACGGAGUACCAGGCCUUGGAAAUUGCAAACCGUGUUGAGGCAUCAGUCUAUGUGUGGCGCCGGAGGGUUGCUGCCAAACCAGUAAACGGCUUGGGCCGUAGCGGCAGUGCUAGAUCAUCUUGGGGUAUGGUAAAGGACAUGAUGAUAGACACGGAGAAAAGGGAGCUGCUUGCUGAACGAGCAGAGGGCCUGCUAAUAUGCUUGAAGCAAAGGUUUCCUGGACUGACGCAGACAAGCUUGGACAUGAGCAAGAUUCAGUACAACAAGGAUGUGGGCAAAUCAAUCCUGGAGAGUUAUUCAAGGGUUCUUGAGAGUUUGGCUUCAAACAUCGUCACUCGCAUCGACGAUCUGCUGAACAUCGAUGAACUGAACAGACAUGCUGAACAUUUCUCACCACCAGGCGAUGCAGACUGCAAGAUUGCUUGCAACCAGGCCGUGGUUCCAUCCUUCCCAGUGCCUGCCUCAGGCACACCGUUCGUGACUGCGUAUGCCACGCCUAGCUUCUCGCCGGCGCAACUGUCGAGCCCGUCAAAGAAAGAGAGGACGUCGCUGACUCCAGGCAGGCAGUCACAACAUAUCAGGGGCGCUGGCGCAAAGAAAGCCUUGACGGACCAUGUUGGUACAGAAGUCAAGGGGAUGAUAAUCAGCAGUAGUACGAUGAUCGAUGUCUCGACAACGACAUAGCUGUAAAGCUAGGCUGAUAGACUAUCAUGGGAUUGCCAAAUGACUAGUCUUUGUGUAUGCGUGUGCCAUCUAUGUGUGCCCGAGUUCUUCAUUUCUGAUUUCUUGAUGAUAAGGUGUGUGUACUGUUUUCUGACCACAUGAUUUGGAGUGUAGCUUCAA